AUGCUCGAGAAAGUGGCUGGACAUGGAUGCUACUACUUCUUGGAUGGGUACUCAAGCUACAAUCAGAUACCCAUUGCCCUAGAAGAUGUUCAGAAGACCAUAUUUACUUGUCCGCCAGCCACUCACUUGGUUCUUAAUUGGGAGAAGUGCCAUUUCAUGGUGAAAGAGGGAAUUGUCCUGGGCUACAAAGUGAAUGCACAUGGCAUUGAAGUUGAUAGAUCUAAGGCUGAUGUAAUUGCUAGGCUCCCUCCAUCAACUUCCGAAAAGCUUGUGAGUGUUCCUAUUAUGGUGGCACCUGAUUGGAGCCAGCCAUUUGAGAUAAUGUGUGAUGCUAGUGAUGUAGCUGUGGGGGCGGUUAUGGGGCAAAGAAAAGACAAGAUGUUUAGGCCCAUCUACUAUGCAAGAAAGACAUUGAAUGUUGCUUAA
Molecule: messenger RNA, 426 nt
Organism: Nicotiana tabacum (common tobacco)
Lineage: Eukaryota; Viridiplantae; Streptophyta; Magnoliopsida; Solanales; Solanaceae
Source: RefSeq, a predicted model, not a curated record